UAACUAACAUCUCGUCGCAAUUCACUUGUCGUUCCAACAGGGACAGUAAAAUAGCAUACGUGUGGUUUUUUUUAACGUUCAAGAAACAUUAAAAUAUUCAUAUCUUAAGUGACGUUCAGGUUUGUUGGCGCUGCGCUAUUUUCGCCUUUUUGUCCCCCAACCUCGGCUCGACUCGAAUGCUAACGUUAGCUGGGGCUCUUUGAAUACUAGCCACAUCGAUGCUAAUUUGAGCCCGGUUCGUUUGUCGAAGUGUAUGACAGCCACACUCGACCACGCAGCGCUGAAGAUGGCAGACUUAUCAACGCUUGAGAGCCUUUUGGAGAUGGGCUUCGACCGGAACAGAGCAGAAAGGGCUGUGGCCAGCACUGGGAACCAGGGGAUCGAACAAGCUAUGGACUGGUUAAUGGAGCACGAGAAUGACCCGGACAUCGACGAGCCGUACAAGGCUCCGGUUCUGGAAGGACUGGACAAAGACCAGUCCGGCACACAGGAGCCUUUGCUCGGGGACACAGCGGGAGUUGCGAGCGGAGAAGGCAGCCAGAUUGGUGAGGCUGUUAGAAAGCCCAUGACAGAAGAGGAGAAACAACAGCAAGUCAAAAGGCUGGAGGAGCUGAUGCGGGCAAAACAGGCAGAGCGGAGAGAGCGCGAACGUGCCGAGGAGCUGGAGAAAGAAAAGCAGCGGAGGAAGCAAGGCCAAGAGCUACAGCAGAUUCGCAAUAGGCUGCAAGACGACGACAUGAGGAAGCUGACCGAGCUACGGCAGCGAGAGAAGAUGGAGGACAAGUUGGCCAGGCAAAGGGUUAAAGACAAGAUAGCACGAGACAGGGAGGAGAGAGCACAAAAGUUUGGAGGCGGAGGAACCUCAAGCACAAGUACUACUUCGGUCCAGCCCAGCCCAUUGUCACCCACCACUCAGGGCCCACCCCCCAUUAAGAAAGAGUAUGACGAGUCCAGAAUACAGGUGCGUCUGCUUGAUGGGUCCACCAUCACGGCGGUGUUUAAGGCCCAGGAGCCGCUGGCGGCGGUACGCGUCUACGUGCAGGUGAACGGCAACACGCCGGAGGGUCAGGACUUUACGCUGCUGUCCCCUUACCCCCGCCACGUCUACACUGAUAUGGAUAUGGAGAAGCCCCUCAAAGAGCUGGGCUUGGUGCCUUCAGCUGUGCUGGUUGUUACCAAAAAGUAAGUGAGUUUAGGGAGAGCAAUCUGCUUCCUGAGCCUACCUCACCACCUCUACUACAUUUCCGGAAGAAAUAGACUGAACAGUACACCAAGGCUUUAGUUUCAAUCUGUCAGUCAGUGUACUGGACUAACGAUGAAGGUUAAAUUUAUGUUAUCAGUCAUAUCAGCAAAGGCUUCAAAGAAAACUGGUUGUUUGGCUGGUUGAUUUCACUGGAUGUUUGUUUUGGAUGCAGUGAUUAAAGAUGUACAUAGUAAAGCUAGCUGGCAUCUGAUUGGUGUCAAAAAGGUCAACGCCAAACAUCGUUUCCACCAGAUUCUUCCAUGGUAAACUAUCUUCACUUGCUUAUUUAAAAGGGCCUUAAAAUGAGUUCACAAUUUACUGAUUUUGUGAGAUUCUACUUUGCCAGUUUUUAUAAGUCAGAAUAUAUUGACAAGUAUGUCUGCAUAUUUGACUUCAAGAAUUGACUUUAAAUAAAGCUGACUUGGAGAAUU
This is a messenger RNA of Phyllopteryx taeniolatus (common seadragon), 1674 nucleotides long. It is a transcript of the gene ubxn1, whose product is annotated as UBX domain protein 1. The coding region runs from base 254 to 1186 and encodes 310 amino acids. The record is from RefSeq and is a predicted model, not a curated record. Lineage: Eukaryota; Metazoa; Chordata; Actinopteri; Syngnathiformes; Syngnathidae. Gene Ontology annotation, molecular function: protein binding. The transcript is spliced from 10 exons.